AUGAAACGUGCGCAAUCUCCCUGUUUACAUGACAGCGGCCAUGACGAGCGACCGGCCAAAGUACGACGGCAGGAGAGUUUGAGCACCCCCUCAGGAUCACUAAAGAGAGACCAAGAAGAGCAGAUCACAGUACAACAUCCGCCUUCACCCUUCUCUCCCAAUCCUGACAGUGAGAAUCCGGUCAAUUUGGAGCGUCAAGCAACGACUAGGCUUUCCCUCACGAAUACGGCGACAGAACAUACUGAUAAAAUUUUUGACUGGAUACCCGCACCAUCCGAGAUUGGUGAGUUGGAUAAUAUGAGCCAACCGGCAUCGAAAAGAUCGCGAUCGCGGUCGAUCUCCACUGAUCGUGGGCGGGCGCGAUCCCUCUCGUCGGACAGUGACAGGAGCUCGGCUCGAGAUGCCAAGUCAUCCGCGUAUAAGGCUGUCAACUACGUUACAAUUCUCGAGACUAAAGGUUGCUUCAUGCGACAGUCAUCCUCUGGUCCUCACCCCGACGACAUUGCGCUCUGCGAGCGACUCCUCCAUCAACCGAUCGAACCCCCCCAAGGCACAUUGUUCGAUGAUCAAUACAUUACGGACUUUCACAAUGCAUUGCAGAAUCGGUCAGAAGCGCGUCUUUUUGUGGACCUACACCCUCUUCUCAUGCCAUCCGCCGAGAAUCAAUUUAUCCAGGGAAAGACAAGACUGAAGGAUGUCAUUGAUGGAUAUAAUGAUCUGUGGGUCAAGACAGAGCCAAUCUAUGGCCCAAAGCCACAGCCAGAUCACGCGCGAGGCUUGAAAUGGUCGACGUUUUCAGAGAGUCAACGGCGAAGACUGGGAAUCAAACCAGAUGAUAAAUCACCAUAUACAGCUCGAGAAGACAUGUACUUCCCUUAUGUGACAGCGGAAAUCAAAUGCGGGAAUCAGGCUUUGGAGCUCGCGGACCGGCAGAACAUGCACAGCAUGUGUAUCGCCGUGCGAGCUGUGGUUUCUCUGUCUCGGGCCGCGGGUUGUCCUGAAAAGGUACACCGGAGGAUUCUCGGCUUUUCCUUGUCUCAUGAACUUGAAGGGCUUCGGAUAUAUGGGUACUAUCCUGAAAUUGAUGGCGGGAAUACAUCAUAUUUCCGCUGGCCAGUUGCGCAACUCAACAUCUGGACGAAGGAGGAUAAAUGGGCAUGCUAUCGUUUUAUGGAGAACGUUGACCGUGAAUUUCUACCGAUUCAUACCGACCGGUUGAUACGAUUACUAGAAGAUGUUCCAGAACUAGAAGAAUACUCAUUGAGUGACGAUGUUGAGAUCGAAUCUCAGGUGUCACGCAUCGGGUCCCAGGAGCGUUCCGGGCUACGCCGAACAACAUCCUCACUGGGUCGAGGCUUACAACCAGAGCUACGCAUGAUGGUUCAGACAUUGCAGCAACAAUUAGCAGAGCAGAAGGACCGAGAAGACAAGCUGCUGACGCAAUUGGAGCGGCAGAGGGAGCGAGAAGAGAAGCGAGAAGCAGAACAAAAGGCACGGGAAGAAAAACUGCUAUUAAAGCAAAGAGAACGAGAAGACAGACUUCUAGCUCAGUUGGAACAACUUACCCAGAAACUGACUAAGUAA
This is a messenger RNA of Talaromyces rugulosus, 1584 nucleotides long. RefSeq lists its product as uncharacterized. NCBI's taxonomy places the organism in Eukaryota, Fungi, Ascomycota, Eurotiomycetes, Eurotiales, Trichocomaceae. The transcript is spliced from 2 exons. The record is from RefSeq and is a predicted model, not a curated record. Bases 1 to 1584 code for a protein of 527 amino acids.